AUGCAUCUGGAAGAAAUCGCUGAUCUUCCGCGCUUCUGCUUGUUCUACAUCAGCUACGGACUGCAGCUGAUCGCCUGGGUUUUAUCAGCCAUUGCUGACGUUUCACCCGAGGUUAAGCGAAUUUCUCAAAUGAAUCCUGAAGCCAGAGCAACCUUUCUCAGCAGAAUCACCUUUAACUGGUUUAACAGCAUGGUAAUCAAAGGCUAUAAGAGGCCGCUGGUUCAGGAGGACAUGUGGGAUCUGAAUGAGAAGGACUCCUCUCAGGCGAUCUGUCAGAGGUUUGAGGACAUUAUGGCAAUAGAGCUGAAAAAAGCCCGCAGCAGCCUGCAGAAGAAAGGAAAUAAACCAAAGACUAAAGAUGGUCAUCAGAACGGCUUGGCCAAAGGAGUCAGUCAGGAUGUUCUAGUUAUGGAGGAGACAGGAAAGAAGAAAGAAAAGAAGAAGAAGAAGAAGAAGAAAAAAAAGGAUUCUGAAUCCGAGUAUCCUAAUUCCUGGCUGGUUCCCACCAUCGCUAAAACCUUCAAAGGUGUGCUUUUAGAGUCAGCCUUCUUCAAACUGAUACAAGACCUUCUGUCAUUUGCAAGCCCACAGCUUCUCAAGUUAAUGAUCUCCUUCACUCAGGACAAAUCGAGUCAUGCAUGGACUGGUUACCUGUACGCCGUGCUGCUUCUGGUGGUGGCUUUUUUACAGUCAGUUAUUCUACAACAGUAUUUCCAGCGAUGUUUUAUCCUGGGUAUGAAAGUACGCACAGCUCUCAUGGCUGCUGUUUAUAAGAAGGCAUUAGUCGUAUCUAACGACUCUAGGAAAGAGUCGACUGCUGGAGAGAUAGUCAACCUGAUGUCAGCGGAUGCCCAAAGAUUUAACGAUGUCACCAACUUCAUCCACCUGCUGUGGUCGUGUCCACUACAGAUUGCUCUGGCCAUCGCCUUCCUCUGGAUUGAGCUGGGUCCCUCAGUCCUGGCCGGGCUGCUGGUCAUGGUGCUGAUGGUGCCCAUCAAUGGCUGGCUGGCCACCAAAUCCAGGGGCUUCCAGAUGGAAAACAUGAAAUUUAAAGACAAGCGGAUGAAAAUUGUCAAUGACAUACUGAAUGGAAUAAAAGUUCUGAAGUAUUACGCCUGGGAAUCAUCGUUUGAGGCUCAGGUUCAGGAGAUUCGAGAGCAGGAGCUGAAGGUGAUGAGGAAGUUUGCCUACCUCUCGUCUGUCUCCACCUUCAUAUUUUCAUGUGCUCCAGCUAUUGUGUCUCUGGCGACCUUCGCUGUGUUUGUGUCUGUGAGUCCCAAUAACAUCCUGAACGCAGAGAAAGCUUUUACCUCCAUCUCACUCUUUAACAUACUGCGCUUCCCACUCGCCAUGCUUCCACAGCUGAUUUCCAUCAUGGUUCAGGUACUAGAAUUAAUACAUGCUGCAUUAGUCGUAUCUAACGACUCUAGGAAAGAGUCGACUGCUGGAGAGAUAGUCAACCUGAUGUCAGCGGAUGCCCAAAGAUUUAACGAUGUCACCAACUUCAUCCACCUGCUGUGGUCGUGUCCACUACAGAUUGCUCUGGCCAUCGCCUUCCUCUGGAUUGAGCUGGGUCCCUCAGUCCUGGCCGGGCUGCUGGUCAUGGUGCUGAUGGUGCCCAUCAAUGGCUGGCUGGCCACCAAAUCCAGGGGCUUCCAGAUGGAAAACAUGAAAUUUAAAGACAAGCGGAUGAAAAUUGUCAAUGACAUACUGAAUGGAAUAAAAGUGUCUCUGGCGACCUUCGCUGUGUUUGUGUCUGUGAGUCCCAAUAACAUCCUGAACGCAGAGAAAGCUUUUACCUCCAUCUCACUCUUUAACAUACUGCGCUUCCCACUCGCCAUGCUUCCACAGCUGAUUUCCAUCAUGGUUCAGAUGUUAUCAUCACUUCCUGAAUUAGGUGCCGCCGUGAGCAUGACUGACGGCACAUAUGCCUGGGAAAGAGACACAGAACCAGUUCUGAAAAAUGUCUCUCUGGACAUUAAACCGGGUCGUCUGGUGGCAGUGGUCGGGGCUGUAGGGUCUGGAAAGACGUCGCUGAUAUCCGCUCUGCUGGGAGAACUGCACAGCCUCAAGGGUUGCAUUAAUAUCAAAGGGUCUGUAGCGUUUGUGCCGCAGCAGGCCUGGAUUCAGAACGCCACUCUGAAGGACAACGUCUUGUUCGGCUCUGAUGUGAAUGAGGAGCGUUACCGGUCUGUGGUGGAGGGGUGCGCACUCGGGCCAGACCUGGAUCUUCUGCCAGGAAGAGAUCAAACUGAGAUCGGUGAGAAGGGCAUCAAUCUGAGUGGAGGACAGAAACAGCGGGUGAGUCUGGCCAGGGCGGUCUACAGCUCCGCAGACGUGUACCUUCUGGAUGACCCACUGUCUGCGGUAGACUCACAUGUGGGGAAACAUCUGUUUGAGAGGGUGAUCGGACCCAAAGGACUGCUCAAAGACAAGACUCGUAUCCUGGUAACUCAUGGGAUCAGCUUCCUGCCGUAUGUAGAUGAGAUUGUUGUCUUGGUGAAUGGGGUGGUGUCUGAGGUAGGAUCAUACGAUGGCCUUCGAGCCAGUAAAGGAGCUUUCUCUGAAUUCCUGGAAACGUACGGCAAAGACGAGAGCAGCAACGCUAAUGCCAAUAAAGCAUCAGCUCAGGAGUCAGACUUCGAGCAGAUUGACAUGCUUCCCGAGGGUUUGGAGCCACAGGCUGAUGGCUCUCCUGAGGACAUUGUCUCAAGCACACUAAAGAGAGAAAACAGCUUGCGCCACAGCCAUGUUUACUUCAUUGCAGGAGUGCAUUUUUGUAUGCACCAAGACUGUUUUAUUUAUAUAUUUUUUGUCUUUAGUGUGAGCUUGAGGAAAAACAGCUCAGUUCGAUCCAAAAAAGACUCUGGUGAUAAAAAGGGACAGCGACUGAUUGAGAAAGAAGCAAUGGAGACAGGAAGGGUGAAAUUCUCAGUGUAUCUUCAGUAUCUGAGGUCUAUGGGCUGGUGUUUAGUCACCUGGAGUUUCCUGUUCUACUUCAUCCAGAAUGUGGCCAUCAUUGGUCAAAACCUGUGGCUCAGUGACUGGACUGAUGAUUCUGUAGAAUAUUUCAACAUAACCUACCCAAAUCACAUUAGAGACACGAGGAUAGGUGUCUUUGGAGCCCUGGGAGUGGCACAAGGUUUUUUGGUGUUUUUGGGCACUAUACUCCUAGCUGAUGGAUCCAUUUCUGCAUCCAGGACUCUACACACAAGUCUGCUGUCUAAUAUUCUGAAAGUACCCAUGGUGUUCUUUGAUACCACACCUUCAGGACGAAUAGUCAAUCGUUUUGCCAAGGAUAUAUUUACAGUGGAUGAAAUGAUCCCGAUGUCCUUCAGAUCCUGGAUUCUCUGUCUUCUGGGAGUUCUGGGGACAUUGUUUGUUAUCUGUCUGGCUACUCCAAUCUUCACCGCAGUUGUUGUACCAAUGGCUGUUAUCUACUACUUUGUCCAGAGGUUCUAUGUUGCUACAUCCCGGCAACUCAGACGCCUGGACUCUGUAUCUCGAUCUCCCAUAUACUCCCACUUUGGAGAAACAGUAUCAGGCCUCUCUGUGAUAAGGGCAUAUGGGCACCAGCAGCGUUUCCUAAAGCAAAAUGAGGACACCAUUGAUCAGAAUCUCAAAAGUGUCUAUCCUUGGAUCGUUUCUAAUAGGUGGUUGGCCAUGCGUUUGGAGUCCCUGGGGAAUCUGGUGGUGUUUUUCUCAGCUUUGUUUGCUGUGAUCUCUCGUGGCUCUUUGAAUAGUGGACUGGUUGGACUGUCCAUCUCAUACGCCUUAAAUGUGACUCAAACUUUGAACUGGCUUGUGAGAAUGACGUCAGAAUUGGAGACCAACAUCGUUGCUGUGGAAAGAGUGAGGGAAUAUGCAGAGAUCACAAAUGAGGCUCCAUGGAUCACCGCUAAUCGUCCUCCAGAUGACUGGCCCACCGGUGGGAAUAUUCAUUUUGAAAACUACAAAGUUCGAUACCGGCCUGAAUUGGAGCUCAUUCUCCAUGGAAUCACAUGUGAUAUUCAAAGCACUGAGAAGAUUGGCAUUGUUGGUCGAACUGGUGCGGGCAAAUCCAGUCUGACCAACUGUUUGUUUCGCAUUAUUGAAGCUAGUGAAGGUCAAAUCCUCGUUGAUGGUAUUGACAUCUCUACCCUGGGGCUUCAUGAUCUCAGGAGCAGACUUACCAUCAUUCCACAGGACCCAGUACUCUUCUCUGGAACUCUGCGGAUGAACCUGGACCCUUUCGAGAAGUCUAGUGACGAGGAGAUAUGGACCGUUCUGGAGCUGGCUCAUCUCAAAGAUUAUGUCAGGGGUUUGCCAACAGGACUUCAACACGAGGUCUCAGAGGGUGGAGAAAAUUUAAGUGUUGGUCAGAGGCAGCUGGUGUGUCUCGCCCGGGCCUUGCUCAGGAAAUCCCGUAUACUGAUCCUGGAUGAAGCCACCGCAGCCGUGGAUCUGGAGACAGACGAUCUCAUCCAGAACACCAUCCGCACAGAGUUUUCCCACUGUACCGUGCUUACCAUCGCACACAGGCUGAACACCAUUUUGGACAGCUCACGGGUAAUGGUCUUGGAUUCUGGUAAAAUCGUGGAGUUUGAUUCACCCAGUGUAUUGCUUAACAACAAACAGGGACAUUUCUAUGCAAUGGCUAAGGAUGCUGGGAUCAGAGGAGGGGAAACGAGUAAACCUACAAAUAUAUCUACUGACCUAUGAUGC
Sinocyclocheilus grahami is the source of this 4704-nucleotide messenger RNA. RefSeq names its product canalicular multispecific organic anion transporter 1-like. The record is from RefSeq and is a predicted model, not a curated record. The transcript has 31 exons. The coding region runs from base 1 to 4701 and encodes 1566 amino acids. NCBI's taxonomy places the organism in Eukaryota, Metazoa, Chordata, Actinopteri, Cypriniformes, Cyprinidae. Gene Ontology annotation, molecular function: ATP binding; ABC-type transporter activity; ATP hydrolysis activity. Gene Ontology annotation, cellular component: apical plasma membrane. Gene Ontology annotation, biological process: transmembrane transport.